Messenger RNA from Tupaia belangeri chinensis (Chinese tree shrew), 1503 nucleotides. It is a transcript of the gene EOLA1, whose product is annotated as endothelium and lymphocyte associated ASCH domain 1. NCBI's taxonomy places the organism in Eukaryota, Metazoa, Chordata, Mammalia, Scandentia, Tupaiidae. The transcript has 3 exons. Bases 154 to 786 code for a protein of 210 amino acids. The record is from RefSeq and is a predicted model, not a curated record.
ACCUUACGAGGGAACAGCGUCUCCUAGCGGCAGGCGGGAGCGUCCGUGUGCGUGAGUUUCCAGCUGCGUGUGACGCACGUGCGGCGUUACGUAACGCGGCCCCUCCGACCGCUCCCUGGGCCCGGCCCCCUGAGGCCCCGGAACGUGCUGGAGAUGAAGGUUGGCUGCCUCUCCUUCCGCCAGCCUUAUGCUGGCUUCAUCUUAAACGGAGUCAAGACCUUGGAGACACGUUGGCGCCCCGUGCUGAGCAGCCACCGGCACCGCACCCUGGCCGUCCACAUCGCUCACAGGGACUGGGAAGAUGACGCCUGGUGGCAGCUGCUGGUGGGAAGGCUCGGGAUGACUCCCGCUCAGGUUCAGGCCUUGCUUCAGGAAGGGGAAAAGUUUGGCCGGGGAGUGAUAGCUGGGCUUGUCGACAUUGGGGAGACUUUGCUGUGCCCUGAACACUUGGCCGAGGACGAGGCCGCGGCCCUGGAAGAGCAAGCCAUCCUGACCGACCUGCAGCAGAAGUACCUGACUGUAAUCUCCAACCCCAGGUGGCUGCUGGAGCCCAUACCUUGGAAGGGGGCAAAGAACGUGUUCCAGGUAGACAUCCCGGAGCACCUGAUCCCCGCGGGGCACGAGGCGUGGCAGAUGCCGGCUCCUGAGAAGCUGGCUGCUGAGAGCGGCCCGGUCGUGACCCCGUCCACCGGCCACCCUGGCACAGACCUGUCAGUCAGGUGUCGUCUGAACGGCUGCCUGUUGGAGUGCACCGUCCAGCGCAAGCAGCUUUCUUCUCUCAGAUGAACAUCUUGGGGUGGGGUUCGGGGGUCCCUGUGUGACGCUUCUCCAGGCUCCUUGUGUGAGUCUCAAACACUCGAGUUAGGAAGGAGCCAAAGCUGCUGGUACAUGGCCGGGCAUCGCCACUCCUUUCCCUCCUGGUUCUUCUGUGACCUUACAGACUCGUGUGUUGACGACCACCGUGUGGCGUUUGGGGCUCCCUUAGGUGUGUUCCCUGUGCAUACUGAACCUUUGCCCAGGGGUGACCAGCCGCUCCUGGACUGACUCCCCAGGGUGAAGAGCGUGUCAGAACCAGAAACAGCAGCUGGCCGUCCUCUCAGGUUACCCUCGUUCUUAUUUAAAAGUGUCCGUCAGGGAGCCAGCUGGGGGCGUGGUGGCAACACAAUUGGAGCCACCACCUGGAAGGGUCCCCGGUUCGAGUCCCGGAGCCUCCCUGUGCACACCGGGCCUGUCUGCUCGUGAUUCAGGUGAGGCUGAGGCUGGAGUGGCUCACGGGGGAACACCGCAUCUGGACUUCCUGACUCUGUCUCUCUCUCUCAUGGAAGAAAUACAUACGUAAACUGAAAACCAGUGACCACCCGUGACACAGCCACUUUGCACACAAGCACAGGACCUUACCACGCCUCUGACAACAGCGUGAGCACGACUUUUGAGACGUAGCAUUGUUUUGCUGUAAACCGGCAAGCACGCACACACUGUGUGUGUGUGUGUGUGUGUGUGUGU